Messenger RNA from Saprolegnia parasitica CBS 223.65, 2456 nucleotides. RefSeq lists its product as hypothetical. The coding region runs from base 54 to 2393 and encodes 779 amino acids. Lineage: Eukaryota; Oomycota; Saprolegniomycetes; Saprolegniales; Saprolegniaceae. Gene Ontology annotation, molecular function: oxidoreductase activity, acting on CH-OH group of donors; flavin adenine dinucleotide binding; protein binding. The record is from RefSeq and is a predicted model, not a curated record. Gene Ontology annotation, biological process: proteolysis. The transcript has a single exon. Gene Ontology annotation, cellular component: extracellular region.
CACCGCACCAACUCGGCUUGCAUUUUGCUCAUUUUUGAAUUUCCAACUUGACCAUGGGUAACCAUAUCUCGUCUACGACGCUUGUCGGCGUAGCACUCUUCGUCCGUGUCGCCGUCGGCGAGACCUACGACGUGAUCAUCAUUGGCAGUGGCCCCGGCGGCCUCGUUGCUGCCGAAUACCUCAGUCGCAAUGCAUCCACGUCCGUGCUCGUCCUCGAAGCCGGCGGCCCGUCGCUCGCGGCCACUGGUGGCAUCGACAUUCCAGGCUACGCCCAGUCGCAAGGCCUCACACGCUUCGAUAUUCCCGGCGAGUACUCCAACGUCGCAUUCCAAGGCGACAACAAGUACCGCAUGAACACCGACUGGAUCGCGUCGCCCACGGGUCUCUACCUCGGCAAGGUUAUCGGCGGCAGCUCGUCGCUCAACGGCAUGCUCUACUUUCGCACGCCUGACUCGUAUGUGACCGAGGCGAGCUGGCCCAACGACGCCGCCACCGUCACCGCGGGCUUCUCGGCGAUUGAAACCAUGUUUACGUCCACCAACAACCCGUCACCGGAUGGCACGCGGUACCUUCAGGAGGCGUACAACGUCAUGCGCAGCGUCUUGGGUGGUGGCGGCUACACCGAGUCGAGCAACCUCAACAACGACCGCAACGCCAAGAGCAAGAGCUACGGCCACCCGCCGUUCGCGAUCAAGAACGGUCUGCGCGACUCGCCAGCCAAGACGUUUCUCGGUGUCGCCAAGGCCCGGUCCAACUUCAAGCUCAUUUCGUCAGCGACCGUCUCGUACAUCAUCCAGUCCAAGGGUACCGCGACGGGGGUCGUCUACACGACCAAUAACGGCCAGACGGUGACAGUCAACCUCUCGUCCCGGGGGGCGGUCGUCGUCGCGGGCUCGGCGGUCAUGACGCCCAAGAUCCUCAUGCAGUCGGGCGUCGGUCCGUCGAGCCAACUCAACUUGCUCAAGAACAACGGCAACUUCCCGGGUGUGAGCAGUGACGCGGCCAACUGGGUUGUCAACGAGAACGUCGGCAGCAGCUUGUUUGACACGCACCAGCUGCUUAUGACGUUCUCUCGCAACGACAUGAAGACGUUUGCCCACACGCAGAGUCCGUCGGCGGCGAUCAGUCAGUACAUGACGCAAGGCCGCAGCGGUCCGUGGUCGAGUCCGGACCCGGUCCAGAUUGCGUAUGAGAACUACAACGUGAACGGCCGGGCGUACCAGUUCCAGGUCACGACGUUCUGUCACGGCUUCAACUGGGGCAGCAACAACCCCACCGAGUUUGGCGUCGCCGUGUACGUCAACAACCCGAUCUCGCGCGACAGCGCACGCUUCACUAGCGACGGGCGCUACCAUCUCGACACGGCGCGCAGCAUGUACAACGACCCGCGCGACCGCGAGGCGCUGGCCAACUAUGUCGACAAGCUGCGAGGUAUGAUGAACGCACAAGGUGUGGCGACCGUCAUCCCGGGAAACGGUGUUCCGUCGAUCGACUUUGUCAACAACAAGGUCGAGGGGGCCAACCACUAUGGCGGCAGCUGCUACACGUCGGGCGACAAGUCGGAUACCAAGCGCUGUGCAGAUGAGACGUUCCGGGUUGUCGGUGCCAAGAACAUUUUCGUUGGCGACGGCAGCUUGAUGAAGGAGGGCACGGUCAACCCGUACGGCUUUAUCAUGUACGCCGGGUACCAGACCGGUGUCAACAUUGCCAAGGCGAUCGCUGGCUACAGCGGUGUGACGCCAUCGACGCCGUCAACGUGCACCGACGUUGAGAACGACGUCGACUACUACGGCAACGACAUUGGUGCCACGAGUCGUGCAUCGGCAGACGCUUGCUGCGCCGACUGCGCGGCCAAGCCAGGUUGUUCCGUGUACGUCUGGACGAACUACAACGGUGGUAUGUGCUGGUUGAAGAGUGGUCGCGGCUUGAAGUCUUCGCAGCCUGGCGCCAAGGCCGGUGGCAUCCACGCAUCUGCUUCUGGCUGCGGUAUUCCCGAGCCCAACACGGACUUUGCGGGCCAAGACGUCGGGAACGUCCCAGGCACCAACCCCAGCGACUGCUGUGCCGCGUGCAAGAAGAACAAGGCGUGCAACGCCUACAGCCUCUGGAGCAACACGUGCUGGCUCAAGAGCGGCCACGACGGACGCAAGGCCGCCCCGGGCACGACGGCGGCGGUCGUCAACAAGUGCUCGGCGCUCGACAUUAGCACCGACUACGUCGGUAACGACAUCGGUCGCGCCGCUGCGUCUACUGCCGACGACUGCUGCGCGAAAUGCCGCAACACGAACGGGUGCGGUGCCUUCUCGUGGUACCAGGGUACGUGCUACUUUAAGAGCAGCAAGGGCAGCACCAAGGCGAAUGGCAACGUCAUCUCGGCCACGGUGCUCAUGUAAACUAGACACCAUUUUUAACCUCUGUACACUACGAAUAAUCCAAACGAAUUGAUCUGUCGCUCC